Messenger RNA from Nannochloropsis gaditana CCMP526, 310 nucleotides. Its product is annotated as p-aminobenzoic acid synthase. The transcript has a single exon. The annotation marks the transcript as partial. Gene Ontology annotation, biological process: biosynthetic process. The record is from RefSeq and is a predicted model, not a curated record.
CGGCGCGAGAACCCCGCCCCGUUCUCGGGCUUCUGGCGGCAUGACCCGAGGCGUCAGCUCCGCCCCCGCGGGGCCGACGAGGGAGAGGGCGAGGGGGGACUGAGUCCAGGAGUCCUACCCUCCACGUUGCCGGUGGGCGAGCCCGGACUCUCCUCAGCCGUGGCAGGCCGUGGGCGAUCCCGUCUAUCGACCCUCGCCCCCGCCAUUGCCCUCUGUUGCUCCUCCCCUGAACGAUUUCUGCGGGUGGCACGCGCCAACGGGGUGGUGGAGUCGAAGCCCAUCAAAGGCACCGUCCGAAGGGGUCAGACCC